AUGACGCAUUAUGAGACUGCAAUAGAAGCACAGCGUCACACACAUCGUAAAAAUGAUCAUGAUUCUCGAUACAAAAGACCCCAGUUGAAGAGUAGUUACAAAUUGUUGGAAGGGCAAGCUGUUGAUAUAUACACAAAAAGUAUUUUUUGUGACGUUCAAGCUGAGCUUAUUGGAGUUGCGGAUUGCAUAAAUCAACGUUACGAAGAUCAACCUGAUGGGUUUGUUAAGUUUUACGUAAAUGACUUCCAACAACUUUGUACAUCUUUAUUUGAGGUAAAUAAUGGCGUUUUGGUUUUUAUGGCGUUUUCUGUUAAUGGCGUUUUUAUCAUAUGCAAUGUGUUCUUUUCUUUUUUAGACAAACAUUCUAUGCAUGGCGUUAUAGAGAUAUUGUUUUUGGCGUUUUUCAGGGAAUUUCCAAAACAAUACAUUCUGAAUAGAUGGCACAAAGCCGCCUCCCCAAACUGCUCUCCUGAAUUCUCAAUUAGUCGUGAAUAUAUGACCGAGCUUGAUCCUGAUGUGCAAAGUAUGAUGCGAGAUAUUAUUUAUUCAACCGAAUACACUUUGAACCGUUUAUCUGGUAAUAAAGAGGAGCUAUCCUUAUACAAGGAUCAUGUUCAAUCUUAUAUGAAGAAGGUUCAAGAUAUGCAGAUUGUUGCUCCUCCCGCUAGAUCUAGGGAUAGAUUUGCCGAGAUAACCGGUCAAUAUAAAAAUGACAAGAAUCCGAUAAGAGUCCCUGUAGGUUAUAAAUCCAAAGGUUCUGGUUCUCGGAAGCGCCUGAAAUCUAAACAGGAGAUAGCAAUCGACAAAAAGAAAUCAAAGUCGAAACCCAGGGCCAAAGAAAGACGGUGUCAGAACUACAAAGCCUAUGGACACUACGCAUCAACAUGCAAACAGGCCGUAAUUAAAAGAAGAUCGACAAGGUCUUCGAGAGCUAGUGAAGAGUAG
This is a messenger RNA of Helianthus annuus (common sunflower), 945 nucleotides long. RefSeq lists its product as uncharacterized. The record is from RefSeq and is a predicted model, not a curated record. Gene Ontology annotation, biological process: regulation of DNA-templated transcription. The transcript is spliced from 2 exons. Lineage: Eukaryota; Viridiplantae; Streptophyta; Magnoliopsida; Asterales; Asteraceae. Bases 1 to 945 code for a protein of 314 amino acids.